Cuscuta epithymum is the source of this 1230-nucleotide messenger RNA. NCBI's taxonomy places the organism in Eukaryota, Viridiplantae, Streptophyta, Magnoliopsida, Solanales, Convolvulaceae. The record is from the annotation of a GenBank genome assembly.
CAUACAUUUUUGUCUCGCCCCAUUCGAGUCCUAGCAUUAUUCCCCUCCGAGGCUCAAAACCCCCUCUACGCUAUUUGUUUAUGGGAGAGCGUUUUGUCUUGCGCCGAACUUCCUUUUUUUGCAGGCGGUUUAUCCCCUUACAAGUUGAUGAAGAUGCGUUAAGCUCAGCUUUCUACCUCCGCCGAGGCCGCUGUUCCACUGCCGCAGCCAAAACUGAGGCGGUGAAAGAAGCCGAUAGUGCAAAGAAGAAAGACAAGCGAUUCACUCUGCCCCCAUACACUUCUUCUAUAGAUGGCACUGCUCUUGGGAGAGAGCUCGCAGGCAGGCAUCAAGAUGCUAAGGAAAAACCUUCCACCGCCAUGACUGCACUAAAAUGGGUUCUGCAUUGCUGCCCUGAGUUGCCAAGGUCUCUUGUACAGAAGCUGUUUCGAUUAAGACAGGUCCGAAGGGUAUCCUCUACUGAUCAACAACCUCAACACAAAAGGGUCAACGCCAAGGAGUCAAUGUACAUUGGAGAUCAAAUAGUUCUUCCUAUAACAGUUGAAAAGUUUCCUGCUGAAAAACAUGUUGAGAGCCUAUGUAGUGAAGAACACUCAAAAUUUCUUCAAAGUAUCGAAUUGUACAAGGAUCCAUCUAUUCUUGUUGUCAAUAAACCCCCUGGGAUGCCUGUUCAGGGUGGUGUAGGCAUAAAAAGAAGUUUAGAUGAACUGGCUGCAAGAUACAUGCGAUAUGGCUAUCCAGAGCCCCCUCGUUUGCUCUUAUAUAGGUGCACAGACUAGAUAGAGAUUGUAGUGGGAUAUUGGUGAUGGGAAGAACACAAUUGAGCACAACAGUUUUGCAUGCCAUCUUCCGAGAGAAAACAUUUGAAGCAUCUAAUGCUGAUGCUGAAACUACAAAAAGAAACUUACAAAAGAAGUAUUGGGCACUUGUAAUUGGUUGUCCUAGACGUGCUGGAGGAGUAAUUUCAGUGCCACUGGGAAAGGUGAUGUUGGAUAAUGGGAAGUCUGACCGUAUUACAAUCAUGGAUGAUGACCAUGCACAAUCAGCACAUUCUGCUGUCACGGAGUAUCGGGUCAUUGAAAGUUCUGAAAAGGGCUAUACAUGGUUAGAGCUAUCUCCCCUUACUGGCAGAAAGCACCAGCUGCGUGUUCACUGUGCUGAGGUACUGGGAACGCCUAUACUUGGGGAUUAUAAAUAUGGGUGGCAAGCUCAUAGAAAGUUGAAGCACCA